AUGUCAAAGACGAGCUAUUUAAAAACAAGAAGUUUUCUUCCACAUAGAAGUCGGAACAAGUCUUUAACGACCAAUACUAGUCAGGACUCAAAAAUAAUGUACCCAAAAUACUCUCAAAACUCACAGAACCACUACAGAAAUUCCCGACAGAAUGUGGUACGGCAGCGGAAGUCCAUUAAUCUCAAUGCGCAGCUAGUCCACCACAAGCGGGAGCAGAAUCUGCAGGCUAGAAAAUUUAAGAACAUAACCGUGCAGAAGGAAUUUAGGAAAUAAUAGAGAUAUUAAGGAUCUGAAGAAUAUUCAGGCUAAGAGGAGU
Messenger RNA from Moneuplotes crassus, 316 nucleotides. The record is from the annotation of a GenBank genome assembly. NCBI's taxonomy places the organism in Eukaryota, Ciliophora, Spirotrichea, Euplotida, Euplotidae.